Messenger RNA from Lachancea mirantina, 1260 nucleotides. Lineage: Eukaryota; Fungi; Ascomycota; Saccharomycetes; Saccharomycetales; Saccharomycetaceae. The record is from the annotation of a GenBank genome assembly.
AUGAAUGCGUACAGCUUCGACAUAAAUAAGUAUUCUCUAUAUCCAGAGCUUCUGCCUCUCGUAACAGACGUUUCAGGGAGGGCAGUUGCGCCUAUAUUGACAAAAUGGCGACACUUCUAUUUUCCAAAUGGGUCCGUUGCACUGAAGAUUAGAAACGGAGAAAACGUUAUCUUUGAGCUCACCUCUGAAACCGCUAUCAUUGAAAAGUUUAGCUGGCCUAAUCGUACAACGUCAAAUCAGGUUCAGUGGCCUUUGAGCGCCGUCUCUUUCACCGCGAGUAAGGCCUCAUUGAAAUGUAAAUAUCUUGUCAGGAGCUGCGAACAAGAUAUGAUCAAGAGAUUCCAGAUUUGUUUUUUCACUGAGCAGGAUUGCAGGCGGUGCUGUGAUGUGCUUAGGUCAUUUGGCACACGAAUUGGUAAACCCGGCAUAGGCAUGAACACAGAAGGGAACGAAAAUCCGGAUGAUUCGCGCGGUUUAAACUCUACCCUGAGGACAUUGAAUUUUUCGAAAGCUACAGAUAUGCGUACGAUAACAGAUUUUCAUGCCAACGUUACUAAGCCCCAUUUAUCGCACAAUUUCCAUGAUAGCUCAGAGGAGAACGAUCUUACCGAAAACGCUGUGGCCGAAAACCACCCCUUCAAUACCAUGAGCUGUUCAAUACUAGCAUCUCAACUAGUAACCCGUUUAUCCGACAUCGACGUUUCAACUCCGAAUCAUUUAACUACAACGUUCGAAAGGCCAUUGACUUCGCAGAGUAAUACAGAUGGUAUGCACGAAGUAAAGAGACAUGAAGAGAGCUCCAUGGUAAACAACCAGGUGUUGGAAAGAGCGUCAAAAGGAGAGCAAGCAAGAGAUAUGACCAAAGUAAUGACCAAAGCACUGACGGAUCAACAAAAGCUUGAAUUUCAACAAUGUUCUCUUGAUAUGAUUCCUAAAAAUCCGGUCGAGACACCAUCUGAAAUGCCACUUAGCAACAUUAGAGAAGAUGAAACUCAAUCUAUUUCGUCUUCAAUGGCUGAUUAUAUCGCAGAUGAGAAUAAAUCGGUUUUGGGGUCGAAAAAACGUAUAGGUAUCGAAUCUACGAGGAAAAGAAAACCGGCAAUAACAAGAGAGCUUUUGACAAAGAAGCUUGGCGAUAAGCGUUUUAUUUCAUGGGUAAGUGACUAUUCUACCGUGGAAAAAGGUCGUGAAUUCGAUUUUUUACUAACACUUCAUCUCAAGGUUGAUAAAAUCGAGUUAAUGAUGAAAGAAUUGACUUGA